GUUGGAUCUUCCAUGGGCGUUUUCUCCUUCCCGUAAACUAAUUUUGCUGCGUUACUUUCCUUUGCUAUCAACCAAAAGUUCUUCCCAUCCGUUAAACCUCGAUUAAUCGCAUCAAUUCCUUCUUUCACUUUCGUUGUCUCGUUACGGUUCAAUUGGUACACUUCAAGCUAGGGUUCCAAUCCGUACCGGGACAAGACUAUGAAGCCGAUACGGCUUCCGGAGCCGCCGAGCCCCACCUUCGGCGGCGGCGUGACCGAUAUCUUCGAAGUCGGCUUCUCCGGCGCCACCGUCCGCCGCGCCGUCGUCAUUGGAACCGGAUUCCCCGGCUCCGAGAACCAGAGCUUGGGUUUGGUUCGCGCCCUUGGCCUCGCUGACAAGCACGUCUUAUACCGGGUAACAAGGCCAAGAGGAGGAAUAAAUGAGUGGCUGCAUUGGCUGCCAGUUUCACUUCACAAGAAGUUGGAUUAUCUCAUAAAGCAGAUAGUUUUGUUGACAUCCCGGGGGAAGAAACUUGCGCCUCUGCCUUCCGAAAACGGUGGUGGCCGCGUAGGCUUGUUGUCUGUUUUAGAAGCCGAUGCAAAGCAGAUUGUUGCCAUGGCUCGCGAGACAUAUGAAAAGGAUGGGCCUUUAUUGGUGGUUGCUUCUGGUAGAGAUACCAUAUCUAUUGCAAGUUCCAUAAAACGUGUAGCAUCACAAAAUGUUUUUGUUGUUCAGAUACAACAUCCAAGGUCAAAUUUGGAUAGGUUUGACUUGGUGAUUACUCCUCAUCAUGAUUAUUAUCCUUUGACUCCUCAUGCACAGGAGCAGGUUCCCAAGUUUCUUCGUAGGUGGAUAACUCCGCGUGACCCUCCUGACAGACAUGUGGUCCUCACUGUGGGAGCUCUGCAUCAAAUAGAUUCUGCUGCUCUUCGUAGUGCAGCUAGUGCGUGGCAUGAUGAGUUUUCACCCCUGCCAAAGCCCCUUCUAGUUGUCAACAUCGGAGGACCUACACGCCACUGUCGAUAUGGUGCGGACCUUGCAAAGCAGUUAAUAACCUGUCUGCUCAGUGUUCUUGUAAGUUGUGGGAGCGUCAGAAUAUCUUUCUCAGAUAGGACUCCUGAAAAGGUAUCUUAUGUCAUAACCAAGGAGCUUGGAAAUAAUCCAAAAGCUUACAUUUGGGAUGGUCAAGAUCCAAACAUGCAUAUGGGGCAUCUUGCUUGGGCUGAUGCUUUUGUUGUCACGGCAGAUUCAGUCAGUCUGAUAAGUGAGGCUUGCAGUACUGGGAAGCCUGUAUAUGUUAUAGGAGGCGAGCGUUGUACGUGGAAAUUAUCAGAUUUCCAUAAAUCCUUGAGGGAACGAGGAGUAGUUCGGCCAUUUACAGGAUCUGAGGAUAUAUCAGAGAGCUGGAGCUAUCCGCCUCUUAAUGAUACUGCAGAAGCAGCUAGGCAGGUGCAUGAAGCACUUGCUGCACGCGGAUGGAGAUUGCGGCCAUAGAAAACCCAUAAUUUGUUGUUGUAAGCACACUAUUCAAUUGUUGCUUAAAAAGGUGUAGCCAUUGAAGAAUUGGGUUUCUUCACUAGCACGUAUAGGAACUACAGUUACAAGCAUUCAUAGCUUUUGAAUACGAUUCUUUCUCCCCAUGGACUAUUGAAGUAUGCAGAAUAAAAAGGCUUCUUGUAUUAUUGCGGCUUGUAAAAUAGGAAGAGAAACAAGCAUGUCUUUUUUGCACCUCUACUAAAAGUCCUAUUUAUAGGUGGUUUUGAUUAAGAGAUAUGUUGUGGUGACAAUAUGUUUGUAAAUAAAUUGGUUAUUCAAUGCCAAAGUCUUUCUAUA
Messenger RNA from Corylus avellana, 1812 nucleotides. RefSeq names its product fission ELM1-like protein (DUF1022) (gene ELM1). NCBI's taxonomy places the organism in Eukaryota, Viridiplantae, Streptophyta, Magnoliopsida, Fagales, Betulaceae. Gene Ontology annotation, cellular component: mitochondrial outer membrane. Gene Ontology annotation, biological process: mitochondrial fission. The record is from RefSeq and is a predicted model, not a curated record.